This is a messenger RNA of Odobenus rosmarus divergens (Pacific walrus), 2346 nucleotides long. It is a transcript of the gene SEPTIN10, whose product is annotated as septin 10. The record is from RefSeq and is a predicted model, not a curated record. The transcript is spliced from 11 exons. NCBI's taxonomy places the organism in Eukaryota, Metazoa, Chordata, Mammalia, Carnivora, Odobenidae. Bases 163 to 1527 code for a protein of 454 amino acids. Gene Ontology annotation, molecular function: GTP binding; molecular adaptor activity; GTPase activity. Gene Ontology annotation, cellular component: septin ring; microtubule cytoskeleton; cell division site. Gene Ontology annotation, biological process: cytoskeleton-dependent cytokinesis.
CUGGUCCCGCCCGUUACACCCGCCUCCGGCCCGCGCCCCGCACGUUCCACCCGUUCCGGCCCCCCUUUGCUCCCUUCGUGGUCCGGUCGCUCGCUCGGGGGCCCGGGCUGAGACCCCCGCUUCACUGGGACCCCCGCCUUCGCUCAACUCUCUCUCGGGACCAUGACCUCUGAGGUGGCGCGGCACCUGCUCUAUCAGUCUCACAUGCCAACAAAAACAACUUGUCUGUCCUCACAAGUAUUUGAUGAUGAACAGAAACAAAAAAAAGAAAAUAUUCGUUCUUUAACUAUGUCUGGCCAUGUUGGUUUUGAGAGUUUGCCUGAUCAGCUGGUCAAUAGAUCCAUUCAGCAAGGCUUCUGUUUUAACAUUCUCUGUGUGGGGGAGACUGGCAUUGGAAAAUCAACGCUGAUUGACACAUUGUUUAAUACUAAUUUUGAAGACCAUGGAUCCUCACAUUUUUACCCACAUGUUAGACUUAAAGCCCAGACAUAUGAACUCCAUGAAAGUAAUGUUCGAUUGAAAUUGACCAUUGUGAAUACAGUAGGAUUUGGUGACCAAAUAAACAAAGAAGAGAGCUACCAACCGAUAGUUGACUACAUAGAUGCUCAGUUUGAGGCCUAUCUCCAAGAGGAGCUGAAGAUCAAGCGCUCUCUCUUUAACUACCACGAUUCUCGCAUCCACGUGUGCCUCUACUUCAUUUCCCCUACAGGUCACUCUCUGAAGACACUGGAUCUCUUAACAAUGAAGAGCCUUGACAGCAAGGUGAACAUUAUACCAGUGAUUGCCAAAGCAGAUGCAAUUUCUAAAGCUGAAUUACAGAAGUUUAAGAUCAAGCUCAUGAGUGAAUUGGUUAGCAACGGUGUUCAGAUAUAUCAGUUUCCAACAGACGAUGAAACUAUUGCUAAAAUCAAUGCUUCAAUGAAUGGACAUUUGCCAUUUGCUGUUGUAGGAAGUAUGGAUGAGGUAAAAGUUGGAAAUAAGAUGGUCAAAGCUCGCCAGUACCCUUGGGGUGUUGUUCAAGUGGAAAAUGAAAACCACUGUGACUUUGUAAAGCUCCGGGAAAUGCUCAUUUGUACAAACAUGGAAGAUCUGCGAGAACAGACGCACACUAGGCAUUAUGAACUUUACAGGCGUUGCAAACUGGAGGAAAUGGGCUUUACAGAUGUGAGCCCAGAGAAUAAGCCACUCAGUCUUCAAGAGACCUAUGAAGCCAAAAGACAUGAAUUUUAUGGUGAACGUCAGAGGAAGGAAGAAGAAAUGAAGCAGAUGUUUGUGCAGCGAGUAAAGGAGAAAGAAGCCAUAUUGAAAGAAGCUGAAAGAGAGCUGCAGGCCAAAUUUGAACACCUUAAAAGAGUUCACCAAGAAGAGAGAAUGAAGCUUGAAGAGAAGAGAAGACUCUUGGAAGAAGAAAUAAUUGCUUUCUCAAAAAAGAAAGCUACCUCAGAGAUAUACCAGAACCAGUCCUACAUGGCAUCGGGCAGCAACCUGAAGAAGGACAAGGACCGUAAGAACUCCAAUUUUAUGUAAAACAAAGGUUCCAGAUCACAGAAGGUCAUCACAAGCAAAAAUUAUUAAAAUGUUAGAAGUAUGCUUUGAUUUUCUUGCUGUUUUUAUUUGCUGUAUCAUUUAUUCUAUAUCUGGCAAAUGGCUGUAGUUACCGCCAUUUAUGGAAAAAUAUUUUUAAGUAUAAGGUUAAUACAUAAACCACAGUGGGUGAUAUCACUUUUAUAUUCACUGUUGUUAGAAGUUUUCAAGUUGCUGGUUUGUGAUGAAUCUAAAUCAUUUCUCCUGCUGCCCAGUUAUUGUCACUUACGUGCAUUGUACCACAGAGCAAAGUGUCAGUGCCAUUGAAAAUACAGAAGUCAUUCAUUAUAUGGCUAUCUGAUUGCAUUUAUAUUCCAAGAUGAACUCCUUUUUUGUACAUACUAAAGGUAAAUUUUGGGAAAUAUGUUUUAAAAUGUAUUAUGUACCUGAAGCUCUAACCUCUUUAAUAGUUUCAUAGAACUUUUAAUUUUUGAUACCAUUAUCCAAUUGGUAACAUGAUCCUAAGCUUUUGUAUCAAAUUAUGUAACAUGGCCUUCCACAAUUCAGUGUGCCUUAUUGUGGUUGAUGUAUUGUUGUGAUGAAACAAGGUGUGUGUAAAAGUAAAAACAUCUAGGUAUAAAUCCAUUUUCUAAUGAUGAGUACCUUUGAACCUGGGGUAUUGCCACUCUAUUUCAUUAGAAUGUUUUACAUACUUGUUUAAAACUCUGUUUUCCAGGGGAAAAAUCAUAAGGUAGAAUCAUCUUAUUAAAAAUAUUUCUUAAAAAAAUAACUGUGAGCAACUGCAUAUUAAAGAUGAAAAUU